This is a messenger RNA of Rangifer tarandus platyrhynchus (Svalbard reindeer), 384 nucleotides long. The record is from the annotation of a GenBank genome assembly. Lineage: Eukaryota; Metazoa; Chordata; Mammalia; Artiodactyla; Cervidae.
AUGCCUACAUCUUUUAUCCUCAAAACCUGUGAACAUAUUACCUUUCCAAACCAAAGAGACUUUACAGAUGUGAUUAAGGUUAAGUGUCUUGGAUUAUCCAGGUGGGCCCUAUCUAAACACAUUAAUUCUUUAAAAAACAGAGAACCUUUCCAGGCUAUGAGCAGAGAGAGAGAGAGAGAUGACAACAGGACAAGGGUCUGGGAGAAAUGUGAUAUUACUGGCUUUGAACAUGGAGAAAGGGGUCAAUACCCAAACCACGGAAUGUGGGCAGCCUCUAGAAGCUGCCUGGCUUGCCUGGUGGCUCUGACAGUAAAGAAACUGUCUGCAAUGCAGGAAACCCAAGUUGAAUCCCUGGUCAGGAAUAUCCUCUGGAGAAGGAAAUGA